This is a messenger RNA of Cercopithifilaria johnstoni, 1284 nucleotides long. Lineage: Eukaryota; Metazoa; Nematoda; Chromadorea; Rhabditida; Onchocercidae. The record is from the annotation of a GenBank genome assembly.
AUGAAUUCCACUCAUUAUACUAAUAAAAUUCGUACUUUUCGUAAGAUAUUUACGAGAGGUUGGAAGAAAGCUCGUUGUAAAUUUUGUGGAAUAUACUUCCAUCGAUUCCAUAAAUUACGUAAAUAUGAAAUUUCAAUGAAACAAUGUUUAUGCUCUCCAUUAUUGUGUAUAGUACCUGAAGCUAAGAAAAUUUGCCGCUCAAAGAUAAAAUCAUCUGAUUCAGAUAAAUCAGUCGGACAAUUGUUUUCGAAAUUAGGUGGGAAGACGGCAAAGGAAUUAGAAAGAAUGAAGCGGAAAGGUGAUAAUUGGUCAACCAAUGAUUUAUUAAAAUUUCAACAUGGAAAUUUUGAUCACUAUGAUAUAGAUGAGAAGCGAGAAAUUUGUCUGGAAUGGCUUCGACGACUUAGCAAUAUUACCAAAAAAUAUUGUUGCCUUGCAUGGUAUGCAUCUGCAAUUUACACUUGCUAUUAUCGAUUAGCUCCAUCAAUUAUUGAUAAAGAAGAGAAGAAGCGUAUAUGGGUUGAUGUUAAGCGUGAAUAUGCCGAAAUAUUUCUGAUGGGUCGUCGUAUUUGGCGACGACCAACUCAUCCAACUAGACUUCGUAUUCUUUAUGAUUUAGCCAUGUUAUGCGUCCUUUUCAACGAUAUAUCUGAUGAUGAAACAGUGAUAUUAUUCCGUAACUUACUAGAUGAUAAUGAUAAUUUCAACUUUGAAGUACUAGAUGAGAUUGAAUAUGCACGAUCUAUUGAUAAGGCAGUACAGUUGGAAAAUCAUGUGAUCGAUUUAUUUUAUCAGAGACGUAAAUCUACUUGUUCUACCCGUUCCAGCUUUUUCUCGAAAAGCAGUAUUGAAACUUCACGAAGCAGUUUUAGCCGUAACAAAUUGAGCAAAACCUCAUUUUUGUCCAUUCCGGAUACCAUAGUAUCGGAUUCAUGCGUGACUAGAAAUCUACCACAAAUUGCUCAUAAACAAACUGUUCGUUUUGCUAGGAAACCUGACGUAGAUCCAAAAGUGGAAACCGAAACAGACAAAUAUUUAAAUCCAACGAAUAUGAUGAAAGUAAAAGAUACAAUUGCUGAUAUUGUGGAAAACAACGCAACAGAAAACAACUUUAAACAUGUGCAUAGUCAAAUGAACUCCGAACAACUUUUCACUACAAAUGCUACUUUUACCGGUACAAAUGAAGUUGAAAUGGAAAUUGCCGUAAAGAAGAAAUCAAAUCAUGCAGGAACGAUUCGAAAAUUUUUGUUGAUGUUGUCAGAUGAAAUUAUGGCUGUUUACUGA